AUGAUAUCCUACGUAGCUGAGAUCGCUCGCAAGUACCUAUGGCCUGGCCUAGCACCCACUGCCUGCAGGCCCGGCACGGUAAGGACGGCAAUCCAGUUCUUCAAACCCCUGGCUAUCCACGUCCAUGAGAAACCGUACAUUUGCGAAUGUGACGUGAGACACGUCGAAGGUGCCAAAAAGACCAAUGUCGAGUUUGAGAAACGCGGCGUCGAUGUCCACGAUGUUCGAGGGAACGAAGCAAGAUUCACACUCGAGCGAAACGGUUUCGAGAUCGUACAACACCAGAGCGCACUCAGUCGUAACGACUUCCGGGCUCGGGAGACCGUCGAAGAGAAGUACCUCCCUGAAUGCGAGGAGAUGGUGCGUCGAUACUAUGGUGCUGAGCGUGUCAUCGUGAUCAAUUGGAUUGUUCGUCAUGAUCAUCGAGGGACGCCCAGGAAGUACAAGGGCACAUAUAUGCCAGUGACAGCAGCUCAUGUGGACCAGACACAAAAGGCUCUACUCUCGAGGCUUGUACAGCAAGUGGGGAAAGAAGAGGCGGAGAACAUCUCCAGCACGAGAAGAUACUUGAUCGUCAACGUAUGGCGGCCACUCUCGGAUCCGGUAAUGAACUACCCGCUAGGAUUCUGCGACCUCCAGACAGUGAAGCCGGAAGACUGCACACCAGUCGACCUUGUCAAGACCGACAGUUACGAAGGAGAGAACCUAUACCUUCGAUAUAGCCCGCAACACCGCUUCUAUUAUCUCUCGAAGCAGCGUCCCCACGAGGUGCUGCUAUUGAGAAUGGCCGAGUCGGACCCUGAGCAUCCAGGACGUGUCUACCAAGGAGUCCCCCAUGCCGCUUUCCCUCUACCUCCCUGCCGGCCAGGUGAUACGGCACCGCCAGCUCGAGAAAGCAUAGAAGUGCGCAUAUUGGUAGUUGUGUGA
Anthostomella pinea is the source of this 927-nucleotide messenger RNA. Lineage: Eukaryota; Fungi; Ascomycota; Sordariomycetes; Xylariales; Xylariaceae. The record is from the annotation of a GenBank genome assembly.